Calliphora vicina (urban bluebottle blowfly) is the source of this 1859-nucleotide messenger RNA. RefSeq names its product Receptor expression enhancing protein A (gene ReepA). Lineage: Eukaryota; Metazoa; Arthropoda; Insecta; Diptera; Calliphoridae. Gene Ontology annotation, cellular component: cytoplasmic microtubule; endoplasmic reticulum membrane. Bases 329 to 1666 code for a protein of 445 amino acids. The record is from RefSeq and is a predicted model, not a curated record. Gene Ontology annotation, molecular function: microtubule binding. The transcript is spliced from 10 exons.
AAUGGUUUAUUGCAAAUAACAUUUGGUUCUAAUAAUGAUUACAAAUCGAUUUAGAUUUUAGUAAAAAAAUUCAAUUUGAAAAAAGUUUCACAACAAAAAAAUAAAAUUAUUAUAAAUGUAAACAUUGGUGCUUCUGAUGCUGUUUGAGUUAUAUUUAAAAUUUUAUUGAAUAAAUCGAUUUAUGUUCCUUUGUUCCAAUGGGAAUGUAAAAAACUAACAGAUAAAAACAACCGCAAAGUAUUAAUGCGUCAUUGAAAAAGUCUUUCUAAUGAAUCGAAAAUAAUUAUUAUUUUAUUUUAAUCCAGCCACAAAGAAGUGAAGCAUCAUAAUGAUAAGUGCAUUGUUUUCACGACUCAUAAUAUUAUCGUUUGGUACUCUUUAUCCAGCUUAUGCCUCAUAUAAAGCAGUCCGCACAAAGAAUGUAAAAGAAUAUGUUAAAUGGAUGAUGUAUUGGAUCGUCUAUGCAUUUUUUACAUGCACUGAAACUUUUACCGACAUCUUCCUUUCGUGGUUUCCAUUUUAUUAUGAAGUAAAAGUGAUUAUUGUGUUAUGGCUACUUUCGCCAGCUACCAAAGGUAGUUCAACACUGUAUAGAAAAUUUGUUCAUCCAAUGUUGACCCGUCGUGAACAGGAAAUUGACGAGUAUCUUAAUCAAGCCAAAGAGCGUGGAUAUUCUGCUGUAUUACAAUUAGGUUCCAAGGGUGUUAACUAUGCUACUAAUGUAAUUAUGCAGACUGCAAUAAAGGGAGGCGGCAAUUUGGUGCAAACUAUUAGACGUAGUUACAGUCUCAGUGAUCUUUCGGAGCCAGAUAUUCAUCGUACAGAAGAUGAGGUCGAUGAUGUCGUUACAAUGCGACCCCAACAGAGAAUGCUACGCCAACGUUUAAAUACUCCAGUUGGACGAUCAGCUUCAGGUACUCGCCAUUCAACUGGCAUGUACUUUACAGAAGUGGAUGUUGCUGCAAAAGGAGCAGGAGAUUUCAAUUAUAAUGUUCGCUCCUCUGACGAUAUUAGUUCAGGAUAUUCUAGCGCAGAACCCAUUUCGGGUGGCUUAAGUCGCACUUCUUCUAUGUCAAAUGCUUCAAAAUCACGAUUAAAAGCAAAACGCUCAGAGGUCGAAUUUGAGGCAUGUGAAGACAAUCCAUACAUGUUUAAGUUGUUAGAUUAUCAACUGUCCCUAAAUAAAGUCGAAUAUAAAGACAAAAUCGAUCAUGAUAAUAUAUUAUCUUCUGUGCAAAAUAUAUAUACACAAAUGGAUCUGGUGAAUGAUUAUAACUUAGAUAAUAUUGAAAACGAAGAUUUUGAACAAUCUGCAGAAGAAUUUUUUGAAACAAUGUCAAGUGCAUCAGACGACAUUUAUAUGGACCAUAAUAAUUUUACAGAUAUUAUCGAAGAUCAGAAAUCUACAUCAUCGGAUCACAAUAACGAUUCAAUAUUAGAUACAAAUAUAAACCUAAAUGAAAUGCGCACAAGUUUACAAGAAAUUGAAAAUAAUUUCCGAACAAAUAUCAAUAAGUCUUCGCCAAGUAAUAUCACUCGGGCCUAUUUUCAUAAGAAAGGAAAAGCACCACAACCUCCCUCCACACAGCUGUUGGAAAUAUCAACAAUAAAUAUUCCUAACUCACCCCAAAUAGAAAAAUGCUGUGCCAAGGAAACCGAAAUAUAAAUAAUAUGGACACGGACAAAAUAUCAGCCAGUUGUACAACAUUACCACGGAGCAAAAAAAAUGAAAAAACUAUAACAGCAACUGCAUUGGCCAAAACACGAGCUAAACAUGAAAAGUAAUUUAAAAUCUGACUAAUGUUAUAAUUAUUAGAAUAUAGUAAGAAAUCAAUAAUAAUAAAAUUUAAAUUAAUUUA